ACAUUUAAUCAAAAACAACAUAAGACUGUCGCCUGAACAUCGCAACCAUACUUCAGUGAACGAAAUAGGCGUCUCUAUUUGCUUUGUGCCCUUCAACAAAUAGAGGUGCCAUAAAGCAAAUAGAUGUGCCUAUCUAAACAAUGUUACCGAGCUUUUUAAAAUAAAUAAGGUGGUAAGAAGGCCUAGUUCUACAACAGCCAAUUUCUAAACCCACUGAGAACCCAUAUGAAUGAGAUACCAAACCGAACCAAGAGACUGAAGGCCAGUAAUAAGUUUGGAAGAUGAACAAAGAAGGAAAGAGUCAACUCCAUUGUAGCUUUCAAGAGAGAGAACCAAAGUUGAAUGAUUGAACGACACCGAGUUUUGUUGAAAACGGGAUGUAUGUUUAGCUUUCUUUGCCCUGGGCAAAGGGGUACGUAAGUGUACUUUCUUUGCGGAUGACUUUUGAAGAAAGGAAUAUGUCUGAAUCAGCUUGAACCUAAGAAGCAUCUCUUUUUGUUAGGACAUGAGCCAAAAGAUUUUCUUAAGUUUAGUUUGAAUUCAAACAACUUCGUUUGAUUUUUAUUCGUUUUUUUUUUGUGUGUGUGUGUGUGUGUACAUCUCUAUUUUGAAGUUUAAACGGUAGAAUAACUUUGAGGUUAUUCUUUGGGUUAACUUGAGCAAAACAUGUUUUAUUUAGCGAGGCAAAGUACACGCACGCGUUCUUCCACUUUGGUCCUUUUUUUUGUCUAUAUUCGCUUCAACUAUUUAUUCCAAAAGCUGUUACAAAAUUUGAAUGAAAGGGACUUUUAAUUAUUUUCAGAUACAGAAAGCCAUCUUUUUUUUCUUUCUUUUUGAACAGAAAGCCAUCUUAAUUCUCAAAGUUUAAUCCUAGCUUACUUCACAAGAAAAAAAAACAAUUAAUUUUCUCAUUAAAGGAACGAAUUUUUCUUCUUCAACAUUGAUUAUUUUAUUUAAAUAAAGCAGGUAACCGUGAACAAAAGAAUCAAAAAGGCAAAACAAAGAAAAAGCAGAGAGAGAAGUGAGACUUGUGUUCUUGGCUUUUACCGAUCAACCAGACCAAUCCCUCGCUUCUGGCAUCUUCGUCUUUCGUUUCUUAUAUUUAUCUGGCGAGUUCUACAAUCAAUUCCUUGCUGCAAUCACCUCAGAGAGAGAGAGAGAGAGAGAUGUAUAAUCAGUUGGCAGUUUCUUCUUCAUCAACACCUUCUUCUUCUUCGUACUAUGAAUCUUUGAAGCUUUUGGAAGCUGAUGUCCAACACGCUAAUACUUUGGCAGAAGCAAUUCCAAUGGGGAAGAACAAUGCACGGCUUCAGAUGAAACUAGUUCACAGCAACUUCGCUUCUUUACUACUCAUCUUGUUUCGGUGGAUUGAUUUUUCUUGCUCAUGUCUGCUUCCCCGCUACUUCAACCUCUUUCAUGUUCUUGUCUACAAGGUUAAUUCUGAUGGACAACCAAAGCUUACCGCGCUCGGUAGGAAAGCAACUAUCAGUGAGUUCUAUGGUGUGAUACUGCCAUCACUUCAGCUAUUACAUAGCAACUUAGACGAGCUGGAUACUUCAGACAUUGGUUUUGACCUUAAAAGACUCAGCAACAAGAUAACAAAAGCAGCUCACAGUCACAGUAGUAGAUUCAUCAAUGCAGGGUUAGAGCGUGAGGAAGAAUGUGGAAUCUGUCUAGAAACUUGCACUAAAAUGGUGUUGCCUAAUUGCUGCCACUCAAUGUGCAUCAAAUGCUACCGCAAUUGGAACUUGAAGUCUCAGUCAUGCCCGUUUUGUCGAGGCAGCAUAAAGAGAGUGAACUCAGAGGAUCUGUGGGUGCUUGCUGGUGAUAACGACGUGGUGGAUACAAGGACGGCUUCAAGGGAAGACUUGUUCAGAUUCUACCUCUACAUCAAUAGCCUUCCCAAGGAUUACCCUGAAGCUCUCUUCUUGGUUUACUAUGAGUACUCAAACCUGAUUUAGAGAAUCUGUACAAACAAAAACUAUGUACAGAUUUUUGUAUUGUAUAGAAUGUAAAACUGUGUUGCCAAAAGCUUCUCAGCUUUUACAUGCUUUAUCUAUAACUGUGAAAUGCUACAAAAAAAAAGAAGCUUGAAUACAGCAAAGAAUUAAGGCUAUAAAAACUCUCUAAUCAGAGUGAUUGCAAUAACUAAUGAAGAAUCUUUAACAAAAACAUAGUUUACAAAUAUAUAUGCUCAUCUCCAAAGACAGGUUAUCACUAAGAGCAUCUCCAAUGUAUAACUUCAUUUUUUCUGCCAAAAUAAAGUAAAAGUGAAAAUGAAGUAAAAUUGCUCCAAUCCUACUCCAUUUUCCAUUCUAUAAUGGAGUGAUGAACAAACAAAAAAUAGAUUACUCCAUUUAUGGACUAAAUUUCAUUAUGGAAUGAAAUAUGGAGUUGAGUUGGAGCAUUACUUACUCCAUAUCCACUUUUACUCUAUUUUAGAGAAAAAAAUGGAGUACGGAUGGAAAUGCCCUAAGAACUUAUCAACAUCAUUAAUGAGACCGAUAAUAUUUACGAAGUACCGAAUAUUUUGGUUAAUGAGACCGAUAAUAUUAAAUGGGUAGUUUUUCUUUCCGACAAGUAUAUAUGUAAUAAAUAGAAUGCGAUUUUGAAGAAUUGAGAUUUUUUUUUUUGGAGGUAGUUUGAAGGUUUUGUAUAGGUAAGGUUUUGUCAAAUUUCACCCGCUUGUGGCCUUUAGGUGUAUAGUUUGUACUUCAUCUUUCAGUUUAUAAAAUGCAAUAAAAAGUUUAAAAAAAAAAAAAAGAGUAACGACCUAUCCUCGACUAGCAUUGGUCCGCAGAAAGCAUAUGACUCAGACGCAUUAAUAGUAAUUUAAUUACUUUCUGAUUUAUAUGUUUCAUGAAUUUAAACGAUUCUGAGAUGCUCCCUCUCUGCAACACUGCACAAACACGAAUUGUUACUGACCAGUGACCACUACUGUCUUAAAUUGGAUCUGUGAUCUCUCUCCCUCUAAGAUUGUUGAUCAAUGUCUGUUGUUGAUGGUUUGAUUAUGAGAUAUGAAUCCUCUUUGCUGCAUUGCUCCAGUUUCAACCGAUGACCGGGCUAACCCGGUUCUCGCCAAACCGGCGGGGAAUCAACCGUGUCAGCUAAGUUUCGAACCUCAACCAGGUAGCAACAGCCACGCUUCUAAGCCGUCCUUCUCAACACAAGCCUGAAUCCUAAUCCUAUAGAUAACUCAUAAAACAUUGGUGUAUUAUGUAGAAGUCGAACAGAGUUACUGGAGAUGAUGACAGGUUUUAUAUUUGGUUGUACAAGUAUAAGUAGAUCAUUUAGAAAUCAGAAUGAUCAUCCAUUAUCCAUUUUACAAGCCAAUGCUUAUGAGUUAUCUAUAGUUUUUUAAAACUGAAUACCAUUUGAUAAAAGAGUGGAUAUCAUAUUCUAAUUUUGGAACAAAAUGUAAACCCUGUAAGAAAUAAAUUAUAGAAAACA
Brassica rapa (field mustard) is the source of this 3450-nucleotide messenger RNA. RefSeq names its product E3 ubiquitin-protein ligase AIRP2. Gene Ontology annotation, biological process: protein ubiquitination. The record is from RefSeq and is a predicted model, not a curated record. Gene Ontology annotation, molecular function: ubiquitin protein ligase activity. Lineage: Eukaryota; Viridiplantae; Streptophyta; Magnoliopsida; Brassicales; Brassicaceae.